GCCGACCAGGAAGAGCCCGGCUGGCACGUGACUUCCUCGAGGACAAACGUCGAGAGUCACUCGGACUCGAAAGUUUAGCUUAGGGUCCUUGAGAGACCGAGAGAGGUGUUCCCAGUGACGGAGAGAGACGGAGAUCAGUGGCCGUUUGCGCGAUUUUUCCUCGAGCUAUAUAUAGAGGAUAAUCGUCAGGCUCGCGUCGAUUGGUUUUCCUGAAGGCGGGAGAUGGGACGUUCGGGUGGACUCGCGUCGACGGUUUAAGGAACUUAAGACAGGUGCAGGGUCCUCGCACCUGCAGAGAGACUCGGGCGGUGCGCAAGUGCACUGGACCAGACUCCUCGUAAAUCGCCUUCGAGUUUAACCAAGCCGAACUCGUCGAAGUUUCCGUGUCAGUCGCCGACACCAACCCCACAAGAAACUAAAUAAAAAAAAAAUUUCUAACGCGAUCUAAACGUUAAAAACAGUGCAAGACCUCGCAGGAUAAUUCGAGGACCGAGCCUCGAGGUGUGCCCGGGUUGACAUCCCCGCGUAUAAUAAAUAAUCCUAAUUAGUCAAUUUAAAAAUAGAAACCCGCGUUCCCUCCAGAAUUCCCAAACAGUGGUUAGACCUGGACUGGGUGUUUCCUCAGGUGGACUCGAAAAAAGAGUGACUCGGGUUCUUCAGGCGCUCUCUCGCGUCGCGCGCGAAGUGAUCAAAGGAGGCUCAAUAAUCGUGGCUGGAGUGAGGUGUAAAUUUUCCUUUUUCCUUUCUCCCCCCCGGAAGUCGAGGUCCGCCCGCGAACUUUGAAGCUCGCGAGUACUCCACGACAUACUCCUCUCGAUUCGGCUAGACUGGAGGUGAAUUUAAUUAUCGAGGCGCGAAACCACAUUGGACCUUUCAGACAGUGGAGGAGCGCGGCAACGAGCCCGGACUGAGGGAAAUAAUUAAUCGAGGCUGAAAUCGAGAGAAAAAAAGACAAAAAAGGGGAGAAGAGAGAACCCGAAUCGAUCCCAGGACUCGUUCUCGAUCACCUGGGGGAGAUUUAAUUGCCGAGGCCGAGCCUACGUCCUCGAGAAAGGACGACUGUUCGUUCACCUGGAGGAGAAUGCGGCUCGUCGUCGACAUCGAAACGGUAUCCGACCUGACGUAAUGUGCUAACCUUGAAGACCACUCUCGCCGAAGAAACGCCGAUUGCGAUCAGGACCCCCUAAAGAGAGGAUCAGGAUACCCAACGAGCCCAACCGGAAGAGAAGUAGCUCCAAGAUGAUAGUCGACAGAGGACUCUUCAGGCAGAUCCUGAUAGGCGCAGUGUGUAACCUGCUGGUGAUCGACAGUGGUCUGCACGAGGGAUGGAGCACUCCAACCCUGCCGAAGUUCGAGGGAGAAGACCCCGUGAUAACGCUUACGAGUGACCAGUCUGCCUGGGUGAUUAACAUAAUGUACGUGGGCGUGGGGUUAGGGUCCCUGGUCCCGAUGCUGCUGAUGGACAGGAUCGGCAGGAAGUGGACCCUCUUCACGGCAGCAGGGCCCAAGGUGGUCAGCUGGCUGCUGAUCGCCUAUGGGAGGGACUAUCUGGCCAUGAUAAUUGCCAGAUUGCUAGCUGGUGUUGGGUGUGGCAUCACCUACUCGGUCACCCCGAUGUACCUUGGCGAGAUCACCAGCAAAAGCACCAGGGGACCUCUGGGCACCUCCAUAGCAGUUCUGAUCAACAUCGGCGUGCUGCUGAUCUACGCAAUCGGGCUAUGGGUCUCCAGGCAGACCAUGGCGUUGAUCGCCGUCUGGAUCCCCGUCACCUUCAUCGUCGCCUUCAUCUGGCUGCCGGAAAGCUCCAUCUACCUGACCAGGAAGAAUCGCAUGAGCAAUGCGGAGCUGAACCUGAAAUGGUCCCUAGGGAAGGACAACGUCGACGAGGAGCUGGAGGAGAUCAAGCGGAUGGUCGCGCACGAGGAAGAGCAUUCUUCUUCCAGCUUCAUUGAGUCCCUGAAGUUAGCCAUCAGCAGAAGAGGGAACAUCAGGGCUUGCGGCAUCGCUCUUAUCGUUAUCAGCUGUCUUACUCUGACCGGAGCCGCGCCUAUCAUGGCGUACCAAUCCUACAUCUUCAAGCAGGCCGGUUUCGACGUUUCCCCCAACAUCAGCAUCAUCACCAACGGCUCUGCCGUUGUCAUCGCCAGCUUGACAUGCGUGAUCCUGGUCAAGUUCACAGGGAAGAGGCUGCUGCUCCUUAUCUCCGCGCCUAUCUGCGCUUUGUCCUUCGUCGCAAUUGCCACUUUCUUCACUCUCCAAGCCUAUGGCACGGACGUGACGGAGGUGCGGUGGAUCCCUACGGUUUUUGUUGUGAUCUUCGUCCUCGCGUAUGGCCUCGCCUUGAACCCGACCCCCCUGGUGUACGUUGGGGAGAUCUUUUCCCUAGAAGUCAAGGCACCGGCCUCCAUCCUCUGUUCGCUCUACUAUGCCGUUGCUACCACGGUCACCGUCAAGUCCUAUCAGACUUUGCAGGAGUCAUACGGCACUCAUACUCCAUUCUGGGUGUUUUCUGUUAUCACCACGGUGCUUUGGGCCCUGAUUUACUUCUUCGUGCCCGAGACCGAGGGCAAAAGCUUGCAGGAGAUUCAAAUGGAGCUCGCCAGGAAGAAGAACCCGACGUGACGAGACGCAACCCGAGAUCCUCGAUGGAUAAUCAACUGCGAUUGCCAACUCUUAUCCAAUUAUGGAAAUAGACCUGCGAGGUUGUCGCAAUCACUCAUCAGAGGCUACCAAACGAGGUCCUUCAUCGCGCCGCCAUUACUCGGUUGUCAAUGCCGAUAACCGAUAACAUCCGAUUUGUCAUCUCGUUUCCUAGGUUAAGUUAAUUUAAGUGCGUACGUUAAUAUGCCACCGCUAUUGACCGAGGAAUAUUAAUAUUUUAAUUGUUACGUCUUAUGCUGGUUAUGUAUUUUAUUCGGGAUGAUAUUUUUCCCUCCAACGUUCCGUGAUAACGCGAGGCGUGUAAUUAUCAUUAACGACAUCUUAGUGAGAGAAUAAUAUCGUUCAACGAGGCGACUCGAAACGUCUGAUUUCCUCCUCUCGUCUUGGAAAAUACCCCACAACAAUGUCCCCUGCACAAUGCCCAGACAAUACCGAAAACAAAUCUCCUUAACGAUAAGCGUAAGAUGCACGUAAUAACCUCGUUAUUGUUCGGUAACGGUUUGGAGGUAACGACCGUCACGUAAAGACACCACGUCGAUACUCUGAAAUCGCUCAUGGUAUUUUCUAUUAAAAAGGAGAAAAUGAAAAA
Orussus abietinus is the source of this 3250-nucleotide messenger RNA. Its product is annotated as facilitated trehalose transporter Tret1-2 homolog. NCBI's taxonomy places the organism in Eukaryota, Metazoa, Arthropoda, Insecta, Hymenoptera, Orussidae. Gene Ontology annotation, molecular function: transmembrane transporter activity. The transcript has 4 exons. Gene Ontology annotation, cellular component: membrane. Gene Ontology annotation, biological process: transmembrane transport. The record is from RefSeq and is a predicted model, not a curated record. Bases 1240 to 2622 code for a protein of 460 amino acids.